This is a messenger RNA of Protopterus annectens (West African lungfish), 1053 nucleotides long. Its product is annotated as olfactory receptor 52E8-like. NCBI's taxonomy places the organism in Eukaryota, Metazoa, Chordata, Ceratodontiformes, Protopteridae. Bases 1 to 1053 code for a protein of 350 amino acids. The record is from RefSeq and is a predicted model, not a curated record. Gene Ontology annotation, molecular function: G protein-coupled receptor activity; olfactory receptor activity. The transcript has a single exon. Gene Ontology annotation, cellular component: membrane. Gene Ontology annotation, biological process: G protein-coupled receptor signaling pathway.
AUGACAAACUUUGUUUACUUAUUUUGUAAAGUACAGAAAGCUGCUUAUUGUGAAAGCCCUUUCCUGAUGUCAGUCAUGUGUUCUACAAAUCAGUGCAACAAUCAAGAUUUUGAAUUCCUCUUGACGGGCUUUCCAGGACUUCAAGACACACAGAAAUGGCUCUCUAUUCCAUUCUUCUUUAUGUUUCUUGUUUCACUAUUUGGAAAUAUAACAAUCCUUCUCAUUAUAUCAAAUGAACAAAGCCUGAGGGAGCCAAUGUACUGUCUUAUUUCCUUUCUGUUAGCUGUAGAUUUCAUUACAAGUGUAGCUCUACUUCCACAGCUUUUAGUAACAUUGUGGUUUGGUGCCCUAACUGUUCAUUUUAAUACUUGCUUUGUGCAGAUAUUUUUUAUAUCUUUUAAUGGAGUCUUAGAAUCAACUGUAUUAGCAUUGAUGGCUUAUGAUAGGUAUGUUGCAGUGUGUAAUCCUCUGAGGUACUCAUCUAUAGUAACAAAGAAAUUUAUUGUCAAAGGACUCUUAUUUAGUGCAGUUAGAAGUCUUUGUUCUGUACUUCCUGCUCAGAUUUUUGCUAAUAUGUUACCAUUCUGCAGUAAUGGCACUGUUAGCAAUAUUUACUGUGAGUACUUUGCUGUGAUAAAUGUAGCAUCUACUCAUACAUAUAUAACUGAUGUUUUCAGCUACCUUACAGUUUUUCUGGUAGGAGCACCUGAUGUAACAAUGAUUGCAUUAUCAUAUUAUAUGAUUUUAAGAUCUGUAUUAAAACUGAAAUCAAAGGAGGCUCGCAAAAAAGCAUUUAGUACAUGCAGUUCCCAUGUACUUGUAAUUGCAACUUUUUAUUUUUCUGCAGCACUGGCAACACUAGAACCCAUUUUCCAAAACAAGGCUCCUGAAUAUGUUCAUGUCAUGCUUUCAGUUCUGUAUGUUGUUACGCCACCUGUAUUAAACCCUAUCAUAUAUGGUAUAAAAUCUAAUCAUAUAUGGCAAGUCUUGCUAAAACAUCUAAGAAAGAAUAACAAUAUUUCAUUAAGAAAUAAAACAAAUUAUCCUUAUUAA